AAAUAAUAAUGUGCUUAUUAAAUGUCACAUUGUUUUGCCUCUCAGACUUUUUGUUCUGGUGGUUCUGAACUUGGGGCUGUUCUUUAAACUUUGGGCCAUGGAAGAUGUCGCUCACCGUUUGUAUCUGAACACCAAGCACAGAAUGAAGGAGAGAGUAGAGUCUAGUAGUUUAGCACCUGACUUAGGCCCCAGAGAGGGCAUGCCACACAGAAGUCGAGAAGAAGCGCAUUUACUGAGGGCAGUACUGCAGGACUCCAUUAACCUUCUAGAACAGCUACGCAGUUCUCUUGUGGUGCUUCAGCAGAACUUUCAGCUCUACAACAGAUCCUCCUCUCAGCUUUAAAUGGCAUUGAGUUUGGUGACCUGACAACACAAGGGUAUUCUUCCCAUAAGACCUGUCCUCGCUGAGGAGUGUUGCCAUA
This is a messenger RNA of Sinocyclocheilus rhinocerous, 422 nucleotides long. RefSeq names its product GRAM domain-containing protein 1C-like. NCBI's taxonomy places the organism in Eukaryota, Metazoa, Chordata, Actinopteri, Cypriniformes, Cyprinidae. Bases 98 to 343 code for a protein of 81 amino acids. The record is from RefSeq and is a predicted model, not a curated record. The transcript has 3 exons.